This is a messenger RNA of Prorocentrum cordatum, 450 nucleotides long. The record is from the annotation of a GenBank genome assembly. NCBI's taxonomy places the organism in Eukaryota, Dinophyceae, Prorocentrales, Prorocentraceae.
AUGCGCGGCGCUCUGGCGGCGGGCUCCCUCGGCCGCCUCCUGGCGCGCCCAGGCGACGGCCCGCUGACCAGCGUGGCCGCCUGCCUGGGCGGCGCCGCCGCCGCCGAGAUGCUUCCGGCCGCCGCGGCCUGCCGCCGGCUCGCCGCCGCCUGCGCGCUGGAGCUCCAGAGGCGCGCGGCCGCCUCAGGGGCGCUGUCGCUGAGGGAGGCGAGGGCCCAGCUGGCCCAGCUCGAGGACGCCGCCGCGGGUGGCGAGGCGCCUGCGCCUGGCACCGCCGCCGCGGCUGGCGAGGACCUGCAGGAGGAGCACCUCGGGCGCCUCCUCGGCGAGGGUGCGGCCACGGCCCCGCGGGAGCGGCUGCAGGAGCAGCUCGAGGAGGUCGGCGGGCAGCUGCGGAGGGGCGCCUUGAGGCUCCGGCUCGCCCGGCAGUGGGGCGACUACCUGGACGCG